Molecule: messenger RNA, 4280 nt
Organism: Papilio polytes (common Mormon)
Lineage: Eukaryota; Metazoa; Arthropoda; Insecta; Lepidoptera; Papilionidae
Gene: Hr3
Product: probable nuclear hormone receptor HR3
Exons: 12
Coding region: 1093-2757 (554 amino acids)
Biological process (GO): regulation of transcription by RNA polymerase II
Cellular component (GO): nucleus
Molecular function (GO): zinc ion binding; nuclear receptor activity; RNA polymerase II cis-regulatory region sequence-specific DNA binding
Source: RefSeq, a predicted model, not a curated record
UUCAUUUCCUAGUUGUUCCCUCGAUGGCCCGCUUGCAACAUCUCGGUGUGAGCGGGUCCUUACGAAUUCGGCGCGCAUUUUCGAAAUUAGAUAUCCGCGUUUAAAAAAAACAAGCAUUGUUUUUAGUGGUGUGUGCUGUGAAUCACAACCGGCCAGUUAUAGUGAUGUGUGUUAGUGAGGAAUUUUAUGAAUUGAAAUAAAAUAGAGGUUUUUAUUUGGAAUGUCGCGAGUAGUGAGGUGAUCGGAUCAGUUGGUUUAUUUACUGAAAACAGUGACAGUGCCUUGUACAGUGCGACAGUGAACGGGAUGUUUCUAUCUGGAACGUGGUGAUAAACGACUUAUAAAUCUAAAUUUAAUGCAUAAGCGCUGAACGUAAAUUUAACGAAAACGAAAAAUUGGUUUUAGAUAAUUGACCGCAGUUCAGUUAACUAAAAUCGCUUUUUUAAAAAUAUCGCAAAUCUAAUUGGCAUUAAUAUCUCCUAUUAAUAAUUAAAUAAAAUCAAGUAAAUCCUUCUCUCUGCUUUGGUUUUCUUUUUACAGAUUGUUUUUUUUCGCUUUGUGACAAAAAGUAUACGGGAACAAGUGAAUUAAAAUAAUAAUUUGUUUGAGAAUUUCGAAAAUAAAAAACAGUGCCUUAAAUAGAUUUUAAGAGGAAAAAGGGACAACAAAACAAAAUCACGGAGACAAAAUGCCAAGGAACUUGUUGCUGUUCAAAAAGUUAAUUCCUGAAAUAAAUUUCGCGAAAAGAAAUCUCACAUCACCUCUCGGCCUCAAUAUAUUUAUCAGUUAAUAAAAAAACAACAACAGCUGGUGCUUAAAUUCAACAAAGUUGACGAAAAAGUCCGGAGUGCCAUAAAAUUUUUUCGAAAAAUUCUUAUGGUGUCAAAACAUAGAAUAUAAUUUGCCUUAACCCCGACAAAGUCGAAAGAAACAAAUUUUUACAAAGAGUUUAAAGAGAAAAAAAAACAAUAAACCAAACAGUGAUAGUAGUAAUAGCAAUGCGAAUUCAAUUCGCACAGACAUCAGAGAAUCAUUUGUCAAAAAUAACUUAAGAACAGAAGAAACAUUUCGACAAGAAAUCCUUACUUUGAAAUGAUGAAUAACAAUCAGUUCCACGAGUUGUUCGGGUCUCAGUGGCCACCUGACCAGCACGGUGGCCACUCGUCUGCCUCGACUAUGCUGCACCAGCAGUCGCAGUUACCUCAAGUGCAGUUGAAGAGGGAACCUCAUCCGGAUGUACCGGGUAUGCACAACCAAAUGGGAAUGGAUAUAUCGGGAUCUGUAGCGGACAGCACUUCACCUCCUCCCGGCAAUAGCGAGGGAAUGUUUGGAUCUUCCAUAUCUGGCAUGUUCAUGGACAAGAAAGCUGCUAACUCCAUUAGAGCUCAAAUCGAGAUCAUACCAUGCAAGGUGUGUGGAGACAAGUCAUCAGGGGUGCACUACGGGGUCAUCACCUGCGAGGGAUGCAAGGGCUUCUUCAGGAGGUCUCAGAGCACAGUGGUGAAUUAUCAGUGCCCUCGCAACAAGGCCUGCGUGGUCGACCGCGUAAACCGCAACCGCUGCCAAUACUGCCGCCUGCAGAAGUGCCUAAAACUCGGCAUGAGCCGUGAUGCGGUGAAAUUCGGUCGUAUGUCGAAGAAACAACGUGAGAAAGUGGAGGACGAGGUUCGGUUCCACCGUGCGCAGAUGCGUGCGCAGACCGACGCCGCGCCUGACUCUGUGUACGACGCCCAGCAGCAGACCCCCAGCUCCAGCGAUCAAUUCCACGGUCACUAUAACGGCUACCCUGGCUACAGUUCACCGUUGUCGUCAUACGGAUAUAGCGGUGCAGGGCCGGCGCUCACCUCCAACAUGAAUAUAGCGCCCCAACAACAACAGCCGCAGCCCUACGACGUGUCCGCUGAUUACGUCGACUCCACCACCACGUAUGAGCCCAAACAGACUGGAGGAUUCUUGGAUACCGACUUCAUUGGGGGACAUGCUGAGGGCGACAUCAGCAAGGUGUUGGUGAAGAGCCUUGCCGAGGCGCACGCCAACACAAAUCCAAAGCUCGAGUACAUACACGAGAUGUUCCGGAAACCACCAGACGUGUCCAAGCUUUUAUUCUACAACUCGAUGACGUACGAGGAGAUGUGGCUGGACUGCGCGGACAAGCUGACUGGCAUGAUACAGAACAUCAUCGAGUUCGCUAAACUUAUACCCGGUUUCAUGAAGCUCACUCAGGACGACCAGAUACUGCUGCUUAAGUCCGGAUCGUUUGAACUGGCCAUAGUGCGUCUGUCGCGGCUGAUCGACGUCAACCGCGAGCAAGUGCUGUACGGAGAUGUCGUGCUGCCAAUACGGGAGUGUGUACACGCACGUGAUCCUCGAGAUAUGGCGCUGGUUGUAGGCAUCUUUGACGCAGCGAAGACAAUCGCGCGACUCAAACUGACUGAGACAGAACUCGCGCUGUACCAGAGCCUUGUGCUUCUUUGGCCAGAGCGGCACGGCGUGCGCGGCAACCCUGAGAUCCAAUGCCUGUUCAACAUGUCGAUGGCGGCCAUGCGGCACGAGAUAGAGACCAACCACGCGCCGCUCAAGGGUGACGUCACAGUACUCGACACGCUGCUCACCAAGAUACCCACCUUCAGAGAGCUCUCGCUGAUGCACCUGGAGGCGCUGUGCCGCUUCAAGGCGGCGCACCCGCAGCACAUGUUCCCGGCGUUGUACAAGGAGCUGUUCUCUCUGGACAGCGUGCUCGACUACACACACGUCUAGGCGACAGGUGACAGGCUCGCGACAGGUGACAGGUUCGCGACAGGCUCGCGACAGGUUCGAUCUCAUUUUUGCCUCCGAAUGCAACGUUCAGGCGGCAGUGAGGCGGGCCCGGGAUCAGCCUAUCAAGACUCGACAGCUACGUUUCGUUUAGUCUCCCCUUCCCCUUAGCUGGAACUGAAGACAUCCGCCCGUCGUUUGUUAACCUAUUUAUAAUUGUAUGUAUGUACUUUGAGACUGUUAUAAUAUGAUAUUUACGUAUAGGUACGUACGUACAAUAUUAAUAUUUAAAUGUUUAUUUAAUUCGAUUCUAGGGACGAGCAGGUGUCUUCAGCUUAAAUUUACAAUUAUUAUGAGAACGUAUCGAUUAAUGUUUAUGGGUUUGAAUGUUCGCGAGACUAUGAGCAAAGUAACGGGAACGCGCGGAACCUGGGAAGUAUGCCUUUUUGUACUCUACAAUAUGUAAUAUAAUGUACAUAAUGCGUUAUAUUAUAUAUUGUAUAGACGGGGUGGAUUAUUAUCGUAAAGUGUAUCUAACUUUGAAUGAGGAAAUAAUAAUUAUAUAUAAAGAUAUAAUAAUAGAAAUAGAGUUUUUAUUAAGAAAUAAAUAAAAGUUAUAAAGAUGUAGACAGGUUUUGAAGAUCACACAACAGUUUCUUAUAAGCGAGACAUUUAAUUAAUAGGUCUUUUUUUAAUUAUUUUAUUAGUUAUUUUAAAGAGAAUUGUAACUUGUUAUUUAUUUCAAAUGAUUAUUAAUAUUGAUGUUUUCUCCUUUCAGUUGUAGAAUGUCGAUUAUGUUAUAACGUAGGCUUACAGAAUACUGCCCAUUAUUUUGUAUUUUAAUUUUCUUUAGCUUGAUUUAAUGGAUCAAAUGAAUCGAACACAUUAAAUAAAGCGAUGGAAAACCUUUGAAAAAUAUAACGUAAUUUAAAUUAUAGUAAUUUGCAUCAUAAUUUUGAUGCGCGGUGAACAAAAAUACAGCCAGAAAUAACAUUCCGUUGUUGGGUGCCGCGGUAUCGUUUAUUUAUAUGUAAUUGUUAAUUUCCACUGCUGUAACAUAGCAAAACAUAUCAUUGACUUUCUUUUUCAAUGAGAAUGAGAGGGACGGCAACCUGUUUGAUGGUAAUAUGUUUUUUUUUAAAUGUUUAGGCAGUGGAAGUUGACGUUAACCUUUGACUUUAUUUUCACCUUGUACACAAUUGUGAGGAUAAAGUCAAAGCGUUUUUGUUGUAUACCACCAGCGUUUUUCAUGUGUUCAUUUUUCAAAUUAAUGUUAAUUUUUAACGCACGAUUUUUAUACGAUAUUUUUUAUUGUAUCGUUAUUUUAUUUCGAUUUUUCGUAAUAAGUAUCAUCGUUUUUUAUAGAUAAUGUUCGUGGAUGAUUUGUGAAAUGAACGCUUUUUUUUUGGCACUCAAAAACGGGAUGAGGUUUUUUAAAUUGUAGAGACAAAAAUGCGUUUUGUAUGUUUUAAUAGCAGGCAAUUUACAGUUUUGUAUCUUUAUUGAUUAAAUUUGAUCUCAUUGUG